Thalassophryne amazonica is the source of this 3027-nucleotide messenger RNA. RefSeq names its product actin related protein 6 (gene actr6). Gene Ontology annotation, cellular component: Swr1 complex. The transcript is spliced from 12 exons. Lineage: Eukaryota; Metazoa; Chordata; Actinopteri; Batrachoidiformes; Batrachoididae. Gene Ontology annotation, molecular function: nucleosome binding. Bases 103 to 1293 code for a protein of 396 amino acids. The record is from RefSeq and is a predicted model, not a curated record.
UUGUGGUUGCCUGUCUCGUUAAAGGCACAUUGAUUCAUUUUAUUGUUAUUCUCCGCGAUUAAGCUAAGUUUCUUAGUGUAAUGUAUCAGUUUAGACUGUAAAAUGGCUACUUUGGUGCUGGACAACGGCGCUUACACUGCGAAAAUAGGAUACAGCCACGAGAAAGUAAGUGUCAUCCCAAAUUGCCAGUUCCGCUCCAAGACGUCCAGAUUGAAGACUUUCACUGCAAGUCAGCUGGAUGAAAUCAAAGAUCCUUCUGGUCUCUUCUAUAUCCUUCCCUUUCAGAAGGGAUAUUUGGUCAACUGGGAUGUCCAGAGAAAAGUGUGGGAUCAUCUCUUUGGAAAGGAGAUGUUCAAAGUGGAGUUUGCUGACACAAGCAUCAUCAUCACAGAGCCUUACUUUAAUUUCACCUCUAUUCAGGAAUCGAUGAACGAGAUCUUGUUUGAGGAGUACCAGUUCCAGUCGGCACUCAGGAUUAACGCUGGCUCUCUCAGCGCACAUCACUACUUCAACAGAAAGCCAUCAGCGCUCUGCUGCUUGGUGGUCGACACUGGUUUCUCGUUCACCCACAUCGCCCCCUACUGCCGCAGCAAGAAAAUGAGUGAUGGCAUCUACAGGAUCAAUGUCGGCGGGAAGCUGCUGACCAAUCACCUGAAGGAGAUUAUUUCAUAUCGCCAGUUACAUGUGAUGGAUGAAACCCAUGUGAUCAACCAGGUGAAGGAGGAUGUUUGCUACGUCUCCCAGCAGUUUUACAAAGACAUGGAGAUCGCACAGCUAAAAGGAGAAGACAACACAGUGAUGAGGGAUUAUGUUCUUCCAGAUUUCAGCUCCAUCAAGAAAGGCUUCUGUAAGCCACGUGAGGAGAUGGUCUUUACAGGAAAGUACAAGACAGGAGAGCAGAUUCUGAGGUUGGCCAACGAGCGCUUUGCCGUCCCUGAAAUGCUCUUCCACCCAUCAGACAUUGGUAUUCAGGAGAUGGGCAUCCCUGAGGCAAUUGUUCACUCCAUUCAGUCGAUGCCAGAAGAGAUGCAGCCCCACUUCUACCAGAAUAUUGUUGUGACUGGAGGAAACACUUUGUUCCCCGGCUUCAGAGAGCGGCUUGAGGCAGAACUGCGGUCCCUCGUCCCAGCACACCUCCCGCUGUCAGUCCUACUACCUGCAAAUCCGAUCUGUUUCUCGUGGGAAGGAGGGAAGCUGUUGUCCAACAAUCCGGACUACGAUGAGAUGGUAGUGACACGGGAGGAUUAUGAGGAAAACGGACAUUAUAUUUGUGAAGAAAAGUUUGAUAUUUGACUGGCUGAUACUCUUGAGCCUAAAAUUUUCCUGGAUUUCAUGAACAUGUAAAAUAUGUGUCUGAAUGAAUGAAUGAGAAGAUGUGGCACCAGCACAUGCUCCCACACCUGACCAGACUGAAAAUCCGAGCGAACCUGCCAGGUGACUGUAUAGCUUAAUUCUAAUAUAUUUUUAUUAAGAAACAAAAUGUUUUUCCUUAUGGAUUAAGGUUAUUUUUUUUUAAGUCAACCUAAUACUCAUCUUUUCAAACCUGUAGCCACAUUUGUUCUGUUAGCCUUGCUAUCAGUUGUUUGCGUGGAGGCAGCGUUGCUCUGCACGGAUUUUGUAUGCUGUUGUGCUUUAGUUUAUUUUUAUUUUUUGUUUGUUACAUGUGUCUGUAUUCUAGCUAAUGGGCUGAAAUGUGUUUUUAUUUUUAAGUAUGACAUAUGGCGUAUGAUGUUGGUUUUAGUUUGCUAUAUUCACUACGACUGACAACGAAACACAUUUUGUGUAAUCAUUUGUAUGUAGGAACAGUUUGCCUUGAAAACUCUCAAUUAUAUAUUAACUUAUGAGUUAAUAAACAUUACUUGUAAUAGUAAUGUGUAUUAACUUCUGAGUUAAUUGUGAUGUUUGUGACAGUUCUCACAUUAGCCACCGGGUGUUGUGUUACGCUGGUGUACAAAAGAGGCUUGCUGGAAGUGCUGAAGUUAAUAGAACUGCUAGGCUAAGCACUGAGCACGUCGUUCCCAAAGAGGUUAUAAAUGAGAACCUCUUUUGUUGUUCCGCAGUUCAUACAUGUCCAAAAAUGUUAAUAAAACUAGUUAACGAAACCAAAGCUGGGUAGUUCAUGACAUGGUGUCAGAAGUGGCCUGUGAGAGGAACCAGUUUGAGGCAGUGAAAUGGCAAUGUUUCAUGCACCACAGUCAUUUGACGUCAUCCAGUCAUCGACCUGGCCCAUCUGAAGACAACGUUCUCGCUGCGAAGCUUGAUGGGAAAUUCAAGUCAACACACUGCUGUAUGCCAUGAGUAAGGAGGCAGAGCCUGUAUUCAGCACGUUCACUUUUCCGGAGGACGUUGAGGACUAUUAUGGAAAAGUUAUCAAGCAGUUUGAUGAACAGUUUGUGCCGAAGUGGAACAUUAUUCACAAGCGCAUUUUUCCACAGAUGCUCACAAUGGCAGGGGGAGGUGAUCAAGACACUUGUGAGAUAUUUGUAUGAACUGGCGGAAUGUUGUGACUUUGGAGCUGCAAAAGAUGAACAGAUAAGGUAUCAGAUUGUCAUUGGAAUUGCAGACAUCAAAGUAUUUCAGAAACUGCAAUUAGAACCAGACGUAACUUUGGAAAAGCCAUCAAUAUUGAUCACCAAUCUGAGGCAUUUUAUUGUGGCCAGCCUAAGGCACACCUGUGCAGUAAUCAUGUUAUCUAAUCAACAUCUUGAUAUGCUCAGAAUUGUGUGGUGGGAUGGAUUAUCUUGGCAAAGGAGAACUGCUCACUAACACAGAUUUAGACAGAUUUGUGAGCAAUAUUUUAGAGAAAUAGGCAUUUUGUGUAUGUAGAAAAUGUUUUAGAUCAGUGUACAAACCGACCAGGGAGUAGUUACCCACCGGAACCGGAGACACCCUCCCAAGUAGAAUAGUAAAUCUUCCUUGCCAGAUGAUGAUAAUAAUAAUACAAGAAGAAAAUGGAGUGUAACACUGUAAGGAAUGUGUAUUUUUUAUGGUAUUGAGUUAUUGGUAUGUUCUGAGAGGUAGUCAUAC